This is a messenger RNA of Mytilinidion resinicola, 1944 nucleotides long. Its product is annotated as Cupredoxin. The coding region runs from base 1 to 1548 and encodes 515 amino acids. Lineage: Eukaryota; Fungi; Ascomycota; Dothideomycetes; Mytilinidiales; Mytilinidiaceae. The record is from RefSeq and is a predicted model, not a curated record. The transcript is spliced from 8 exons. Gene Ontology annotation, molecular function: oxidoreductase activity; copper ion binding.
AUGACAAGCCUCCGGUGUCUUGCUCUUGCGGCAGUUCUUGCAGGAACUUCUUUCGCAGGCGAUGACCAGUGGCUGAGUCCUGUGUACAAAGCUUUCUACCAGUACUCACUCCCGCUUCCUCCAGUUAAGACGCCAAAGACAUUAUAUGUGAAUCAAACUACCGGCGCGGUCAUUGACUACUAUGAAGUCGACAUCAAACCGUUAGAGCAACAAGAUGGAAUCUCACCAGGUCCUACAUUCCACAUGGAGCGCGGAAGGGAGGCUGUUGUGAGAUUCAUCAACCACGGAGACUUGGCCAACUCAGUUCAUUUACAUGGGAGUUACAGCCGAGCACCAUUCGACGGCUGGGCAGAAGACACCACGCAGAAGGGGCAGUAUAAGGAUUAUUGCGAGUUCGCCAAUCUAAAGCAGAACGCCCGCAAUCUAUGGUACCAUGAUCACGCUGUCCACCACACUGCCGAAAAUGCUUACUUCGGCCAAGCCAGAUUCUACAUUCUCCACGACCCCGCCGAAGAUUCCUUGGGCCUACCUGCCGGGAAUUACGACAUCGCACUAGCUCUUGCAGCCAAACAGUAUAACAGCGACGGUACCUUGUUCAGCCCUACCUCAGAAACUCUCAGUCUGUACGGCGAUGUGAUCCAUGUCAAUGGUCAGCCAUGGCCCUACUUCAAGGUAGAACCACGCAACCGUGCAUUCCAGCUAUGGGUUGAAGCUGAUGGUGCAUUGGGAACAAAGAUUCCAUUCCAAAUGAUCGGCUCCGAUGCUGGCUUAUUGAGCAAGCCAAUCACGUCGGAUCUCCUUCAUAUCUCGAUGGCCGAGCGCAAGAACAUCACGCUAAGAAACAACCGCAAAGUACAGGCCGAUGAAGACUACAACAGCACCGACAAGGUCAUGAAAUUCGUUGUUGGAAAUACGGUUACAAGCCAACAAGGAAACGGAAACGUUCCAUCGCCUCUCAGAGAAGUUCCUUUCCCCCCCCUAAAGAGCGGAGUUGACAGGAACUCCCGUUUUGAGCGCUCGAAUGGCGAAUGGCAGAUCAAUGGUGUGACGUUUUCCGAAGUUGAGAACCGUAUCCCUGUUCGAGUCAUCGCUCGCUAUGCUCCCUGGGACGGCGUGUACAUGUUCCAUUGCCACAACUUGAUUCACGAAGACCACGACAUGAUGGCCGCCUUCAACGUUAGCGUGCUGGCGGACUUCGGGUACCCUGAGACCACCCACUUUAUCGACCCCAUGGAGCAGCGAUCCCGCUCUACGGAUAUCACGGACGGCGCUUUCGAGGAGGAACAUAUUCAAGACCGAAUCAACGAGUUGUACCUCAUUGAUGCGUACAAGGAUAUUGACAAAGUCGAGGAAGCCCUCGUGUCAUACUGGGACAACCACAGCUCGGCAGUGCCCUCUACCCUCCAGACCAGCGUUAAAUCUAUUAAGUCUACCACCGCACAAGCGAGCACAACAACGGCCGCAAGGGUAACCACUAAGGCUACUACGACGACAAAGAAUGAUGAAAAGAAGACAACUAAGACUGCGAAGACUACCACGAAGAAGUAGUAGUUCGGUUGGUUUCAUAUUUUCACUGUAAAUCGACGCUCAUUUGACGGCCUUUGAUCAAACAAUUGGAAUAUGGUAAUGGGAAACUGGUAAUGCAUGGCAUUGGGACGGCGGAUUGAGUUGCUGUUAGGGAUUAUAUUCAUACAGGACGGCCACCGGGAUACUAGGAUGAUUGCAUGUCUGUCUAUAUGACGGAAGAAGCUUUGGACCUUUUUGAACUUUAAGAUGACGCGUAGUGCGCCGUGACCGAUCUGUGUAUACUCUUCUGACCCCAUGUGAGGGGGCUUUUGGGGGGCUUCCGUGUGUCUUCCGAAGUCAGACGGAAUAGGUAUCAUGCCACUCGAGUUCGGACCUUCUCCGACAACUGUACAGAUACUACUCCCUAAGACGGCGUAG